AUGGACGACGAACUCGAUACAUCGAAAAUAAAAAGUUGGCGAUCAAUCAUCACCCUAAUCAUUUUUGUUAUAACUAAUAUCAUUGUCCUUUUCCCAUUUCAUAUCCCAAUAUACGUGCCUCGAUGGCUUACGAACGGGCUUCUGGACCUAUUGAGUGCCAUGCGCAUAAUAGCUCCCCGGACUCCCCCUGGACCCAAUGACAAGCAAUCCAUCUUUGUGAAACUUCGCUUUCCAUUGAACUUCAUUACGGCACCUUUAAUAGCCGAUCUCUUCCUUCUCGCCAUUUUGGCUAUUGGCCGAAAAGAGGUACAUGAUGGAAUAGUCGGGGCAGAUAACAUUAACCCCAUUGAUAUCAUGGUCUUCUUCCUCACACUCGCUUACAUUGCCAUCUCGAUUGACGCCUCUGGUCUCAUCCGAUACCUAGCCUUUAAGGUUCUCCAAAAGGCAGGCAAGGUCGGCCACCGACUAUUCUUCUACCUCUUUAUCUUCUUUUUCGGGCUGGGCAGCUUCAUCGGAAAUGACCCGAUCAUUCUGUCGGGUACAGCAUUCCUCGCAUAUAUGACCCGUGUAUCAAGCAAUAUCGUCCACCCUAGAGCCUGGAUCCACAGCCAGUUUGCCAUAGCCAACAUCGCCUCCGCGAUUCUUGUCUCUUCCAACCCCACCAACCUGGUCCUUGCUGGUGCUUUCAAGAUCAAGUUCAUUGUCUACACAGCCAACAUGAUCGUUCCCGUAGUUGUGACGGCAAUCGUUCUUUUCCCGUUCCUGCUGUAUAUCAUUUUCGCUGAUGAAACCCUCAUCCCCCUCUCCAUCACAAUGCAUGAGUUGUCUGAGGACCAAAAGAAAAAAGCACCCGUGAACCCCAACAUUCCUAAUGCCAGAGGAACCGCCGAAGAGAAAGAGGAUGCCGACGAUAACGAGGGAAAGCAACUCUCACUAGAAGAGAUCAUGAACCCGUUCUUAGACAAAAAGGGUGCAUCUUUCGGGGGGAUCAUCAUGGCCGCAACGCUUAUCACCGUCCUGGCAAUCAAUGCAUCAGGCAAAGAAAAACCCGUCUUCUGGGUCACAUUACCCGCUGCUUUUGUUAUGUUCUGCUGGGAUAUCGUGUUCGGUUGGCUCCAUCGCCAUGACACCCGUGAGAUUGCCGCCAAGGGUCGACAGGAGGUUGAGGAGGCACAGGCAGAGCGAAACAUGCGCAAGCGAGAGGAAGAACAGCAAGCAUUGUCAGAAAAUAUGGAUCCGGGGAUUUUGCGGUCGGCCCAGUCUGAGCAAUAUGAUGCUUCAGGCCUGCGCCACCGCAGUGAGCACACAGAUGGCGACAUGUCGCUUAAGAGCACCAAUAGUGAUAUCGCUUCAAAGGAUGAUUGCGGAACUCCAUUAUCACUCUCUGUCCUCGAUGACAACGAAAAGUUUCCGGCACUGCAGCCACUAGGCAGUGUUACAAUGGACAGCAAACACCUAGCUCACGCAACUUCUCCAGAGGCACUAGACUCGAGACAAACCACAUACACGAUAGAUGAGGAGAAGUGGAGAUAUCCAAAUGAUCAGGACCACGGCCCCCACACGUUGGUGUCGCUCGCUGCUGAUCUGCACCGCUGGUCACAGGAGACAUUUCCGACCAUGACGGUCGUUGUAUCCCACAUGCCUUUCGCACUGGUACCGUUCGCUUUUACGAUGUUUAUCCUGGUGCAGGCUCUUGUUACAAAGGGCUGGGUGCCGGUUUUCGCGUACGGAUGGGAUCACUGGGUAGAAAAGACCGGGACAGUAGGCAGUAUCGGUGGAAUGGGAUUCCUAUCUGUGAUUCUGUGUAAUUUUGCUGGCACAAACAUCGGUACUACGAUUCUCCUUUCGCGUGUUAUCCAAGCAUGGCAAAAGAUUCACGAAGUCAGUGGAGUCCCCAUCACCGAUCGCACAUGGUGGGCCACUGUCUACAGCAUGGCGCUUGGAGUCAAUUAUGGCGCAUUCAGCACUGCGUUUAGUGCUUCCCUGGCGGGGCUGCUGUGGAGGGAUAUCUUGGCGAGAAAGCACAUCCGUGUCGGCAGUCUGGAAUUUGCCCGUGUGAACCUCCCCAUUAUUGCUAUCUCUAUGGUGAUUGGAUGUGCAGUUCUCGUUGGAGAAGUGUAUAUUGUCAGAAGCGAUAAACCAUACGUUCCCGCUUGA
Penicillium concentricum is the source of this 2157-nucleotide messenger RNA. RefSeq names its product putative arsenite efflux transporter ArsB-like. The transcript is spliced from 3 exons. The record is from RefSeq and is a predicted model, not a curated record. Gene Ontology annotation, biological process: transmembrane transport. Gene Ontology annotation, cellular component: membrane. NCBI's taxonomy places the organism in Eukaryota, Fungi, Ascomycota, Eurotiomycetes, Eurotiales, Aspergillaceae. Bases 1 to 2157 code for a protein of 718 amino acids.